Messenger RNA from Miscanthus lutarioriparius, 390 nucleotides. Lineage: Eukaryota; Viridiplantae; Streptophyta; Magnoliopsida; Poales; Poaceae. The record is from the annotation of a GenBank genome assembly.
AUGGCGAAGUAUACUGCUGAAUGGCAAAAAGGAUUUAAGGACUUCAUUCAGUAUACCUUUGGAGGCACAUCUAAAGAAGAAACUGCUCCAUGUCCAUGUACUCGUUGCCGUUGCAUGUCCUACAAAAAUCAAAAAGAUGUUCGAUGUCAUUUGGUACUUAGAGGGUUCGAUGAAAGUUUCAUCGAAGAAAGUAAUGCUGAAGAUUUAGUUGCAUGUCCUCAGGAGGAUAACCCUGCUGAAGGAGAAUAUGAUGAUGGCGAAACAGGUGAUGCGCCUGCUAGCAAAAAACUGAUUUCUACACUAAUUAGAGGAGCUAUACAUGGUGAACUCAUAGGAAGUGGAGAUGAAGAGCCAAAUGAGAGUGCAAAUAAUUUUUUUUUAAGUUAUUAA